Molecule: messenger RNA, 336 nt
Organism: Lasiodiplodia theobromae
Lineage: Eukaryota; Fungi; Ascomycota; Dothideomycetes; Botryosphaeriales; Botryosphaeriaceae
Product: 60s acidic ribosomal protein p2
Exons: 2
Coding region: 1-336 (111 amino acids)
Biological process (GO): translation; cytoplasmic translational elongation
Cellular component (GO): ribosome; cytosolic large ribosomal subunit
Molecular function (GO): structural constituent of ribosome
Source: RefSeq, a predicted model, not a curated record
AUGAAGCACCUCGCUGCCUACCUCCUCCUCGGCCUCGGUGGCAACACCAGCCCCUCCGCUGCCGACGUCAAGGCCGUCCUCGAGUCUGUCGGUGUUGAGGCUGACUCCGACCGCCUCGACAAGCUCAUUGCCGAGCUUGAGGGCAAGGACAUCCAGGAGCUGAUUGCCAGCGGUGCCGAGAAGCUUGCUUCCGUCCCCUCUGCCGGCGCUGGUGGUGCCGCUGCCGGUGGUGCCGCUGCCGGUGGCGCCGCCGCCGCCGCCGAGGAGAAGGCCGAGGAGAAGGAGGAGGAGAAGGAGGAGUCCGACGAGGAUAUGGGCUUCGGUCUUUUCGACUAA